Gymnodraco acuticeps is the source of this 2839-nucleotide messenger RNA. Its product is annotated as calcium-binding mitochondrial carrier protein SCaMC-1-like. Gene Ontology annotation, biological process: transmembrane transport. The record is from RefSeq and is a predicted model, not a curated record. Lineage: Eukaryota; Metazoa; Chordata; Actinopteri; Perciformes; Bathydraconidae. Gene Ontology annotation, cellular component: mitochondrial inner membrane. The coding region runs from base 521 to 1948 and encodes 475 amino acids. Gene Ontology annotation, molecular function: calcium ion binding; ATP transmembrane transporter activity. The transcript has 10 exons.
AUGACUCACUGAACUGAACCAGACUGCCCGCAUCGCCUGCAAUCCUCUAUGGGCAAGAACCGUACCCGUGGGCAACUAUAUUUAUGAAUAUCCAUAUUUGCGUGUGCGUGGGUGUUACACUGCAAACACUUAAUUAUAAUUAUUAUAUUUAGCGAGGGUUUUCCCGCUGAAGGGUGUGUCUCUUUAGUGUGUGUGUGCGCAAUAAAGGAGGAGGUCUUCGCAGGCAAACUAAACCCGAGUGUCGCCACCCUUCUGCUGCCAACCUACCUCAUCUGCAAAAAGCCUUCCGUAAAUAUAUCAUAACAAAUACAUACCGUAUUCUUUACCCUCCGACUUAUGCGGACUUUUGUUUACGACUCGGUCUGCGAGCUGCACUGCGGAAAUCUCUCUGAAACAACACGGGACGAUCCUGCUGCUUCAAACCAGAAGUGCAAGCCCCAGGAAUCGGGUUGUGUGUGUUUCCACAGCAGAAGUUUAAUUUGGCGUCUGUGUAGAGCCUGUUUUCAUUCUCAGUUCAACAAUGUAUCAAGUCGUAAGGAAGCUGUUUUUCACGGACUGUCAGUGUGCUGAAAAUGCGUCGAAAACGUACGAUGAUCUGUUCGCCAAGCUGGACACCAACAAGGAUGGGAAGGUGGAUGUGUGCGAGCUGAAAGCAGGCCUGGCCGCUAUGGGCAUCAAGACUGGGAAAGGAGCAGCUCAGAAAAUGGUUUCUUCUGGAGACAAAGAUAAAGAUGACGGUCUCGACUUCAACGAGUUCUCCAACUAUCUAAUGGAACACGAGAAGAAGUUACGACUUACCUUCAAAAGCUUGGACAAAAACAAUGACGGUCGAAUUGACUUUUUGGAGAUAAAGCAGUCCCUAGCCGAUCUGGGAAUGGACAUCAGCAAAGAUGAGGCGCAGAAGAUCCUUAACAGUAUUGAUGUGGAUGGCACCAUGACUUUGGACUGGAAUGAAUGGAGGGAGCACUUCCUGUUUAACACAGCCACCAACCUGCAGGAGAUUAUCCGCUACUGGAAGCACUCCACGGUGCUGGACAUUGGGGACAGCCUCUCCAUCCCAGAUGAGUUCACAGAGGAGGAGAAGACGACCGGCAUGUGGUGGAAGCAGCUGUCAGCGGGGGCCAUGGCCGGAGCCGUGUCCCGCACAGGAACCGCCCCGCUGGACAGGAUGAAGGUGUUCAUGCAGGUGCAUUCUACCAAGAGCAACAAAAUCAGCCUGGUUGGUGGUUUUAAGCAAAUGUUAAAAGAAGGAGGCGUGGCGUCUCUGUGGAGAGGAAACGGUAUCAACGUACUGAAGAUUGCCCCUGAGACGGCCAUUAAGUUUAUGGCCUAUGAGAAGUUCAAGAAGAUGCUGUCCAGUGAACCAGGAAAGGUCAAGACCCACGAGAGGUUCAUGGCUGGAUCGCUGGCUGGAGCCACAGCACAGACUGUCAUUUACCCCAUGGAGUUGAUGAAAACCCGCCUGACCCUGAGGAAGACCGGACAGUACACAGGAAUGUUGGACUGUGCCAAGAAAAUCCUGAGGAAGGAGGGAGUGAAGGCCUUUUACAAGGGCUAUGUUCCCAAUCUUAUAGGUAUCAUCCCCUACGCUGGCAUUGAUCUGGCAGUCUACGAGAGCUUGAAGAACUUCUGGUUGGCCCGCUACGCCAAAGAUUCAGCCAACCCCGGCAUCCUGGUGCUGCUCGGCUGCGGGACCUUAUCCAGCACGUGUGGUCAGCUGGCCAGCUACCCCCUGGCUCUGAUCCGCACCAGGAUGCAGGCACAAGCUUCUCUUGAGGGCUCAGAGCAGAUGCCCAUGAACCUGAUGGUGAAGAAGAUUCUGCAAAAGGAAGGCUUCUUUGGACUUUACCGUGGCAUCCUGCCUAAUUUCAUGAAAGUCAUACCAGCAGUCAGCAUCAGCUACGUGGUGUAUGAGCACAUGAAGUCUAGCCUAGGCAUUCAAAAGUAGGCAGCAGAGUAACGUGUGUCAGAAGUGUAAGAAGAUUUGCAACAGUUUUUUUUCAAUGUCAGAUCCCGUCCAUUUGAACAGAUUAGGGAAUCUUGUCAUGUUAAGAAUGUGUUUACCUGUAGAUCACCAAAGUCUCAAACUGCUGCAAGUGGAGCCGUUGUAGAAGUUUUUAAGUGAUGCUGGACUUUGGCAAAACUGUUAAGCCAUUCAAAAAGAAAACAUAGUUUACAAACUCCUGCAGUGCUUACACAGGGCUAAUCAUGAUUAAUAAGACUUCUACAAUGUUUCCCACUGUAUGUUCUUUGUCCAGCCUGCGUUUACCUGCGUGCACCCACAGAUUUAAGUGCACUGUCAGUAUCGGGGCCCACAUAGCGUUGGAUAUUAAGAAUCAAAAAACCAAAGAUGCUUGGAGAGGUUUUGUUUGUUUCAUUGUUUUUUUUAAAUGGCAAUGUUUUUGUAUCUGUCACUUUAAGUUUGUAUCCUUUCUAUGUCAUUGGUUUCCCUAAUAUUUUUACCGAAAGGCACACUUGCUCAUUUGGGUUAACACUUUUAUUUCUAUCUUUAUCAAAGAAAAUUGGCGUAUUUCACUUGUUAAGACACUUUAUAUAGUUUCCCAAAAUAGGGUGUGAGUGGGGAGUUUUUCACUAAGAAUCUGAGGGGAACUUUUGAAGUGAAAUACUGUAUACUACGAUGAUUCACAGGCUCGUAUGUUUGAUAUUAGUAUGUCAUUUUGUGGGAAAUGUUGAGAGGGAAUGUAAUGUGCCUAAGUGCUUUUUCUCAGAUAUCUGUGGACCUCCCCCCCCUUCAUGUUUGCCUUGCCUUUCUUUUCAAAUGUGGUUCAUUAUAUGCUGGUGUUUACAUUAAUAAAGACAUUUGAAUAUAAAAACUAAA